AUGUCGCAGCAAAGUAUGCUAUCGUCCCAAGAGACACCUACACGCAAGGCGGCACCGCGCUUCACCGAAGACGAGAAGACUGUGCUUAUGGCUCUCGUGGGAGAGUUCAAGCACAUCAUCGAGUGCAAGAAGACUGAUGUUGCGUCGAUAGAGAAAAAAAAUAAAACAUGGAAAGAGAUUGCCAAGCGCUUCAAUUACAACCACGGAAUCACCCGGCGCGACCACGUGCAGCUCAAGAAUUGCUGGAAUAACCUGAAACAAAAAUGGAAAAAGGGAGCUGCAAGAGAGAAGCGAGAGCGCCGCAAAACUGACAAUCUGUGGCAAGGUGCCAACCCUGUCGAGCCGUCACACUUUCCGACAGGCACAGAUGCCGACGAGGACAGCAGGUGCACUUCUAUAGCACAGCCUGAUGCAGAAGCAAACAUUUCUGUGGAAGGUUGUGCAAACAACCACCAAGCCACCGGAGCUGCUGGAAGCAGCACUCCUGCAGCAACUGUUGCUGCUGAAACAUACAGGACACCCAGGGGCCAGAUGGCUGUUUUGGAAAAAACACUGGCCACAGAAAAUGCGAUUCGUGCAGAACUCCAGAAAAAAGAGCACGCAAUGCGUAUCUGGCUUAUGCAAGAGGACCACGAUUACAAGAUGCAGGAACGGGAAGACAGAAGAAAGUUCGAGAAUCAAGUGCGAUAUCUCGAGCUUUCAAAGCUCAAAAACGAGCUUGAAAAGCAACAACUUGAAAUUGACAUACUGGAGAUAGAAGAAGAAUUAAAGAAGGAACAGCUCCACAGGCUGCAAUGCAACGUGCCUCAAUUAUAA
Molecule: messenger RNA, 816 nt
Organism: Rhipicephalus microplus (southern cattle tick)
Lineage: Eukaryota; Metazoa; Arthropoda; Arachnida; Ixodida; Ixodidae
Product: myb/SANT-like DNA-binding domain-containing protein 3
Source: RefSeq, a predicted model, not a curated record